CAGAGAAAGUCUCCAGUGUGUCAGUAACUUCCAGCAGCACAGACUUGGUUGAGUUCAGUGGUUCUGUCUCUCUGUCCUGCUCUGCCUCUGGAUCCUCUCUCUCUUUCCUCUGGUUUAACGGCAGCUCUGAGGUUACAGCAAGUGACAGAGUUCAGCUCACUGAUGGAGGCUCCAGUCUGACUAUAAUCACUGUGACCCGCUCUGACCAGGGACCAUUCAGGUGUAGUGUGUCCAACCCUGUCAGUACUGGUACCAGUGAUCCAGUAAACCUCUCCAUCAGCUAUGGUCCAGAAAAUAUAAAUUUGAUCUUAUCUCCACCACAAGGAUACUUUGCUGUGGGGUCAGACAUCAGCCUCACCUGCUCAGUUGGAUCCAGACCUCCUGCCCAGUUUAACUGGUUUCUGAAUGGAAAUCAGCUGCCUGAUACUGGAUCAGAGCUCAGACUGAUGAAUGUUCAGAUGAGUCAGAGUGGAAACUACAGCUGUCAGGCCUUUAACCACAAAACUCUGAGAUCUCAAACAUCUCAGCCUUCAGCCAUCACUGUACUGGAGAAAAUAUCAGGUUCUUCUGUCAAACCAUCAACAAACCUGCCAGUUGAGGGAACCUCUGUCAGUUUAACCUGUGAGGCUUCUGGCUCAGUCUUUACAAGAAACUGGAUGAAGGAUGGCUCCGAACUGACCCCGACUGACAACAUGAUCCUUUCUGACAAUAACAGAGCGUUGACCUUUAACACUGUGAAUAGGAAAGACAGUGGAGAAUAUUUCUGUCAAAUCAGCAACCCCAUCAGCAGUGAUGGAGCUAAAUACAUAAUGAUUGUUAACUAUGGACCAGAAAAAGUUCAAAUAAAAGGUCCAAAUAAGAUAAAUAUCAAAGGCACCUUAAAACUGAUCUGCUCUGCUGAAUCCACACCAACUGCCAGAUUCACCUGGUUCUUUAAUGGGACAGAAUUAACAAGUACUUCAGCUGAGUACAUUAAAGAAGAGGUUGAACUUUCUGACAGUGGCAACUACACCUGUCAAGCAUGGAAUAAUAUAACUGAGAGAACAUCAUCAUCAGCUGUGCAUGGACUGACUGUAACAGAUCAACUAUCAGGAUGUGCUGCUGGUUGCAUCGCUGGGAUAGUAAUCGCAUGUUGUGUCCUCAUCGCUGCAGCUAUAGGUGGAGGGUACUACAUUUAUAAGAAAAAAUUCAACAAAAAUUCUCAGAAGCAAAACACAGAACAAGGAGAAAAUAUGUAUGUGAACAUGCGCAUGAGAAGAAAAUAAAAAAUAUAAACCGAGUGAUGACCUUCACUUUUCAAGGUGGCACAUUUUUAGAAGUCUUCACCUGCUGCAGGAGGAGUAACGUUAUAGUUUUUGUUCGCUUAAGAUCCUAUAAUUUUUAACAAAAUAUGUGAAGAUGUUUUACUUAAUAGCUUAUUACUCUGCAUCAAUAACUAUUAAUAUUUUCUCUGUAAUAAAUUUUCUAAUAUUCACAUUGCUAUUUUAUAUAAAUA
Molecule: messenger RNA, 1495 nt
Organism: Oreochromis niloticus (Nile tilapia)
Lineage: Eukaryota; Metazoa; Chordata; Actinopteri; Cichliformes; Cichlidae
Product: carcinoembryonic antigen-related cell adhesion molecule 20-like
Exons: 8
Coding region: 447-1265 (272 amino acids)
Source: RefSeq, a predicted model, not a curated record